Molecule: messenger RNA, 5640 nt
Organism: Asterias rubens (European starfish)
Lineage: Eukaryota; Metazoa; Echinodermata; Asteroidea; Forcipulatida; Asteriidae
Product: short transient receptor potential channel 4-like
Exons: 11
Coding region: 539-3697 (1052 amino acids)
Biological process (GO): calcium ion transmembrane transport; regulation of cytosolic calcium ion concentration; manganese ion transport
Cellular component (GO): cation channel complex; membrane
Molecular function (GO): store-operated calcium channel activity; protein binding; inositol 1,4,5 trisphosphate binding
Source: RefSeq, a predicted model, not a curated record
UCAAUAAACCACGACAUGAGCCACAGCCGUGUGGUAUGCUAAAGUUUGCUAUGGCUACAGGUUGAAAGAGCGUUUUACGGAGAUACCACUGUGGAGUAUUCUGGAUACCAUUUUACAUUACAAUAGUCUACCGGUAUCCACCUCCGCUACCAUAGGGUGUUAGCUGUAUAAGUCUUCACCACGCUGCGCAUCUCAAAACGUUUGCAGGACACACCCAAAAGGAACUUAGCAAAUCUGUAUGACGACUUCUUCUUUUUCCCGUGGAAUAUCAAUCUCCUGAAUGAACCAAUGAGUGCCCUAUACAACUUAUAAUUUCUCUUGUUGGGGUCGACAAUAAUGACAGAACAGGGACAAUGGUGGAAAUUAAUUCUUUGUGGAUCGUGUUGAUGGCAGCAGGUUACGUAAUCGCAUUUGUGAAAAAGAAAUCUCAUUGAGAUUAUAGGCAGUUACGCCAUUUUUAUUGCCGAAUGCCGCAUUUUAGUUUGUAGACGACCUGUUUGGUAAUAUCCCAACGAAGUAUAAGGUGUCCCACCCAACCAUGGAGAUGGAUAUUGGACCAGGGAGGUUCGACUCCAUGGAGAAGCUGUUCUUGGCAGCUGCCGAGAAUGGGGACAAGAAGGCCAUUAUGUACGCCCUUGAGAAAGCCCCCGAUUUGAAUAUCAACUGCUUCGAUAAAGAUGGCAGAAGUGCUUUGGUCAUUGCCAUACAAAAUGGAAACUCCGACAUAAUCAAGGUGCUUCUGGAACACAGUGUACAACUUGGGGACGCCCUCUUGCGAGCAGUUGAUGAACAGUUUACCAAUGCUGCACAGAUGAUCUGCGAAUACAUCAAGCAGAAAAAUAUCCCGGAAUUCCUCAACUGUCGAGCGUUGAACGGCGACUUCCAUCCGGACAUCACGCCCAUCGUGCUUGCCUCCCACCAUAACAACUACGACAUCAUCAAGAUCCUUCUAGAGUACGGAGCACGGAUUGAAGAUCCGGAAUACUAUGCCUUCAGCACUCAGACCCAGACCCUCCAGCACUCACUAGGCAUGUUGAAUAUCUACCGAGCUCUGGCCAGCCAAGCCUAUAUAUCACUGACAAGUGCCGAUCCGAUCCACACGGCAUUCGAGAUGUGCGUUAAACUACGGAAGCUUUCGAUGAAGAAUCCGGAAUUCUCGGAGCAGUUCCAGGAGUUGGCUGGCCAGUGUGAGCAAUUCGCGGCUGAUAUUCUGGGUCACAUUCGGAACCACAAGGAGCAGACUUGUAUUUUAUACCACGAUCCUUACCUCUGGGGAGCGUACGUCGAGGGAAAUGGAGUCGGACCAUAUAAGGUCAAGAUUGCUAUCCAUUAUGAACAGAGAAAGUUUGUUGCACAUCCCCACUGCCAGCAGAGGCUUACUCAGCUGUGGUACGAAGGUCUCCCAAGAUGGUACGACACCAACUGGCUUUCCUCCUCCAUCUUCUCCGUGCUCGUUGCCGUCUUCUUUCCGAUACUUAGCAUCCUGUACAUCAUCUACCCCUGGGGCAAGAUCGGAAGCUUCAUGAGAGUGCCCCAUGUUCAGUUUGUGUGCCAUACAUCAUCGGGUCUGUUUUUCCUCCUACUGCUUGGUCUUCAGUCGUCCAGAUUGACGGAUGAUAUUGGGGAGUUAGUCAACAUGGACACUCGGAUGGAUAGACCCACUUUUACGGAAUGGCUCGUCAUCUCUUGGGUUGUUGGUUUAACUUGGGCCGAGAUAAAAGAACUAUGGUACUAUGGUUCAAGAUAUCUCAAAGACCGGUGGAAUAUACUGGAUUUCCUGACCCUCUCUCUCUAUUGGGCCUCAAUCGCUCUGAGGGUGGUAGUGUACGUACAGGCUGAGACCAGGAAGACUGAACAAAUGGCACAUGCCACCGAGAUACCCUUUUCCACAAUGAUGAACUAUAACUAUAGCUUUCCACCUGACGAUGAAGACUCCACUAGCACACCCAGUGGCGAGAUGCCUUACAAUACAACCCUCGGUACCGACAUCACCACCACUGGAGAACCCGUGAACUUGGAGCGUCUCUAUCAAUCCAUCUUGACCAUCUCGUCUAAGAUUGAAGAUCUGAAAGCUGAUCGUGAUCAAAACGACGAGGAGGUUGAGGAGAGAUUGGUCAUGCUCAAUGUGAUGGUCGAAAACAUGAACAAGACAAUGGCGGAGUUUAUCGAAAGCCAACAGGACGUAGAGGACAUUGGGGGAAGCUCGAGGCCUGGGGCUAACCCGCAACGACGGAGGGGCGGUUCAGGGGCCGGUGGCGGCAGCAUUUUCUCCCUAACAGAAUAUAUGAACACCAACAGUUCUGGCAGGGUUAAUUGGGACUCAUUCGAUCCUAUGCUGAUCUCUGAAGGGCUGUUUGCAAUAGCUAAAGUACUGAGCUUCCUGCGGCCCAUUAGUCUCACAGUGAUGAAUCGCCACGUUGGGCCAAUGCAAAUAUCACUCGGUGGUAUGAUGUUUGAUAUCACCAAAUUCAUGCUCAUUUUCUGCUUUGUCCUAUUCGCCUUUUCUCUUGGUAUGAAUCAACUUUACGGGUAUUACGCCACCAUUAAACACAAAAUGUGUACAAAUGAGGAUGAACUGUCUUGUCGGAUGUAUUUUAGCACUCUUCCAGAAACAAUGGGGACUUUGUUUUGGGCGCUUUUUGGUCUUCCUGAUCUGGACAUCCUGGACCUGAGGCAUGCGAACCAUACUUUUACAGAGGGUGUGGGUACGGGACUAUACGCUGUCUAUCACAUAAUUGCCAUUGUGGUCCUGAUGAAUGUACUCAUUGCUAUGAUGAGCAACACGUAUACUCGCAUUGAGGAAGAUGCUGAGAUACAAUGGAAAUUCUCAAGAUCUAAAUUGUGGAUGACGUAUUUUGAGGGUCGAGGAACCAUACCACCCCCAUUUAACGUCGUCCCUACACCCAAGACGUUUGGGUACAUCUGUAAGUGGAUCUGGGACAGGUUACACGGAGCACAGUCUCGACAGGAGAAGAAGGAGAGGAACAAAGCGUUUAUGGAGGAAAGAGAAAAGCAAUAUAGGGACAUCAUGGGUAAGCUGGUUAGGCGGUACAUCUUCGAUGCCAAGAGGGAUGACGAAGAAGGAAACCAAGAGCAAUGGGUCAACCGCAUCAAGCAAGACAUCUCAGGCUUCAAGUAUGAGAUGUUCGAGGCCCUCUCAGGAAUGGACUCUAAGAUGCAAGACAUGGAGACGAGGAUAGCUAGCGGACCACCAGAUACAACCGUCGGUACAGAGAUGUUCCAAAAGAUGCACGACUUCGUCAAGAAACCCCUUUCACGACCGGACAGUAUGGAAUCUGUCAAAUCAGGGUGCGAGGAACUUUGUGCUGCCGCUUCUCAGGAUUUGUUAGAUUCUAGAAACUCACAUCUUAACACAUCACCAGUGUAUGAUACUGGCGAGUUGGAGGGACCUUCAUCUAAGAACCGAUACAAGCCCAAGUCGCCAUCAUUACCAGCCAAUAUUGCCUCGUACAUGUACCCCCCAGAGUGGGAGAAGUAUGAACCUAUUCGCUUUAUUGAUGAGGAUCCGGAAGUGCCACUAUUGGGGAGUCCAAGAAACAGCAUCAGCAGUAAAAAGAGGGGAAGCAGUAGGCGAAGACGAAGGCAUAGUGCCACACAUUUAAAUCACAUAGGAAGUGUUUCACGCAAUAAUAAAGACGUUGUUGAAAACAUGCUGGAAAGCGCCACCAAGGUCUGACCAAACCCUCUCCUCCUCAUUUUUAACCAGCUUGUUUUGAGACAUUUUUGAGGAGUUGUUUCUCUUUCUUACUGCACAACACGGUGGCAGUAAAUGGCCUCUUGGUCAACAAGAUUAAGGUCAUCCUUAUAUAUUUAGGUUAUAUUCAUGCUAAGAUUUUGUAUGUCUAAAUAAUAUUAUGAGGAAAUUGUAAUUUUAACAGAUUUAUACAUUAUCUUGUUUUAACGCAUGCUCCCCGAUAACGCCUAUUCUAUUUAUAAUUAUUACUUCCUUAUUACUAUAUACACGAGUAGUUUGAAUUAUUGGUAGUUUGUAGGAGUUAUUCCUGUAAUUAUGAAGAACCGAUUUGUGUUGGUUUAUAGAUGUCGUAAUUUAACGUUCGUUAGAAGCUGAGAAAAAAAUGCUAAAAAAUCUUGGAUGGUUGUUCCAGGCAUUCAACAUAGAUAAAGACUGUAAAAGAGUAUCGUGAGAUAAAAUGUCAUUGUUUACCAUUUUGUAAAGGUUUUGAUGAAACUUGUCAUUAUUUGAAAAAAAAUCUUACAAACUGAAAAUAAUUCCUACCGAAUCAAGUAGAAACCGUAACUGUAUGCAUACCCGUUAAUUUUAAACGGAGACGUAAAUGGAAGCGUUUGAAGAAAUUCGUGUGCUCGUAAAGCAGUGAAUCCAUCUCCGUGAUGACGUCACACCUAACGUCAUAUAUUGCCUAAAAUUAAUGAAUUCACUUCUUCUGAAACUGUUAAAUAGCGUGCACAGAUCAAACACUUCCAAGGUAUAUAUACAACAUAUUGAGAAAGUCCACCGGUUUGUACAGAACAGUUUUCAUUCACUAUACGCGAAGAUGUUCUUUUAUAAGUUUGCAUCGUGUUGAAAUAGUUUUCACUAUUUGAUGAACGUUUUUCUAUAUUAUCAAGUUUGGGGUAAACCUCUUCAAUCCGAAGUAAGUGUUGAGCAAGUUACGGAGACGGUUCGUCGAUUGUAAUUCGUCUUAUAAAGUUUCAAUUGUUUAUUUGCUCCAUCCGUCAAGUUUUAGAGUCGAUAUUCUAAACCUAUUUAAUGUAGACUUGUUAUACAUAAUAUAAAUAAAUAUAUAAAUAUUUCAAUGAUUUGUAGGAAUAGUAUAAAAACGGUGUUGCUUGUGUAUUUAAAAACUACCUAAGUAACACAAGUCCUUUGCAGUACUUUAAAGACAAUACAGAAUCACAGAAUUCGAAUUUUCCAGCCAUUUUGUCAGGCUAUAAUGUAGGCAGUUAGAGGAGGUUUCUAACUAUAGAUUGUCAGUGUGUGGGGUAGAUGCUAAAGUGGACGAGAGAGUUGAGAGAUCGAGAUAGUGAGUUUUUUAAUUUUGAAAACUUGCAUAAUCAAGUGACUUGGAAUAAAAUGCCUAAACAUGAUAUAGAAGUGCAUCAAUCCUCUAAACAUAUCAAAAUAUGAUAGCGCCGUAAAUGCUUUCUAAUUGCAAAGUUCAAAUGGUUGUUAUUGCUUUACAUUCGGCGGUUUUUCAUACAUGGGUUCUGUUCGUUUGGUUAUCUAAAUAUCUAUAUAGAUGUUGCUUAGAAGAUAAAUUUUAGUAAUUAAUAUUCCCUUUGAGUGAAGGAGUGAAGUUGAGGACGGGUCAGAAGUUGAGAUGUACAAGAAUGUUACCGUGAGUAGGUUAUGGUGACAAUAGUGGUCCACGACUCGGGAACGGAAAGGUCCACAGUUUGAAAAACGUGUCGAAAACCAAUAGGAACUGUUGCAAAAAGAUGAACGAAAGAGGGACAUAAUGGAAGUCCACGGUCGAACUCGAAGGUGUAUACGAGCUUGUGUGAUAGGCCUACUGGUAUCAAUCUCAUCAUGUUUCUAUACAAUGCUAGCUCACUCUGUCAACGUCUGACAUACAGGGCCCAAUUUCAUAGAGCUGCUAAGCACAAAAAUUUGCUUAGCAUGAAAUUUCUUCCUUGAUA